AGUUGAUAGCGAUAAGAUUGAUAGACAUUUUUAAACAUUGUUGUCUCUAUAAGAGUUCUCGAGAAGAGACAGACUUCCUGAGUUCAUUGAGUUGAGCGCAAGUUGUUUUAUAAAUUAAAAAAAAGAAAUAAAAAUUGAACAAUGCUUGGUGCAAAGGUGUCAAUAAAGUACACUAAAUUAUUCAUAAAUAAUGAGUUUGUGGAUUCGGUGAGUGGGAAGAAAUUCGCGAGCAUCAACCCGGUGGAUGAGACGGUGGUCGCGGAAGUCGCGGAAGCACGAAUGGCGGAUAUCGACAAAGCGGUAGCAGCGGCGAAGAAAGCGUUCGCUCGCGGAUCUGAAUGGCGGAGCCUCCAACCCGCGCAAAGAUCCGCGCUUCUGAACAAGCUCGCGGAUUUGGUGGAGCGUCAUGUCCAGGAAAUCGCGAGUAUCAUGACGCUGGAGAACGGAAAGCCUUUUGCUCAUGCAGUGGGUGAAACUCAAAUGGCUGCGGACACUUUCCGGUACUACGCAGGGUGGUGCGACAAGAUCCAAGGCCAAACUAUUCCAACAGACGAUGGAAGCUUGGUGAUGACCAGGAAGGAGCCAGUGGGAGUCGCGGGGCAAAUUACUCCCUGGAAUUUUCCGGUUUUGCUCUAUGCAAUUAAAUUGGGACCCGCUUUGGCUGCUGGGUGUCCAGUGGUUCUUAAACCAGCAGAACAGACUCCGCUAUGUAAUUUGUACCUCGCUGCGCUGACUAAAGAAGCUGGGUUUCCUCCAGGAGUUGUCAAUGUUGUUCCUGGGUUUGGGCCCACUGCGGGAGCCGCUCUUGCUGAACAUCCUGAUGUCGCUAAAAUUUCUUUCACUGGAUCUGUUGAGGUUGGGAAAUUGAUAAUGAAGGCUUCGGGAAAUAGUAAUUUGAAGCGCGUGACUUUGGAACUUGGCGGGAAGAGUCCUUUGGUUAUUUUUGAUGAUGUUAAUGUGGAUAAAGCGGCAAAAAUAGCUCACGAAGCCAUUUUCGCCAACUCCGGUCAAGUUUGUAUCGCAGCAUCCCGAACUUACGUACACUCAAAAAUUUACAACGAGUUUGUUGAAAAAUCCCGAGAAUUGGCAUUGAAAAGAAAAGUAGGAGAUCCUUUUGAUGCAGCUACAGAGCAAGGACCUCAAGUAGAAAAAGAUAUCUUCGACCGAGUUGUAACUUACAUCGAAAUUGGGAAGAAAGAAGGCGCUAGUUUAGUCACAGGUGGCGAGCGAAUAGGAAACAAAGGAUACUUCAUUCAACCAACAAUUUUUGCGAAUGUGACUGAUGACAUGACAAUCGCCAAAGACGAAAUCUUCGGCCCAGUUCAGUCAAUUCUCAAGUUCGACACUUUGGAAGAAGUUAUUGAGCGCGCAAACAAAACUACUUACGGUCUUGCUGCUGGUGUUUUGACCAAUGACAUCACCAAAGCUGUCAAAUUCGCUCAAGCCAUUGAAUCUGGAAGCGUCUGGGUUAAUCAUUACGCUGCUACUACUCUUCAAGCUCCUUUUGGAGGAUAUAAACAAUCUGGAAUUGGCCGUGAACUUGGUCCAGAGGCUUUGGAUAAUUAUUUGGAGACAAAAACUAUUUCUAUCAAGCUUUAAAAUGUCUAAUUCAAAAUUUGGAAUUAAACCAAUAUAUCAAUAAAAU
This is a messenger RNA of Cotesia glomerata, 1645 nucleotides long. RefSeq names its product retinal dehydrogenase 1-like. Gene Ontology annotation, molecular function: aldehyde dehydrogenase (NAD+) activity. The transcript has 7 exons. Bases 142 to 1599 code for a protein of 485 amino acids. The record is from RefSeq and is a predicted model, not a curated record. Lineage: Eukaryota; Metazoa; Arthropoda; Insecta; Hymenoptera; Braconidae.